This is a messenger RNA of Auxenochlorella protothecoides, 333 nucleotides long. Its product is annotated as DNA-directed RNA polymerases I, II, and III subunit RPABC2. NCBI's taxonomy places the organism in Eukaryota, Viridiplantae, Chlorophyta, Trebouxiophyceae, Chlorellales, Chlorellaceae. The transcript has 2 exons. Gene Ontology annotation, molecular function: DNA-directed RNA polymerase activity; DNA binding. Gene Ontology annotation, cellular component: RNA polymerase III complex; RNA polymerase II, core complex; nucleus. The record is from RefSeq and is a predicted model, not a curated record. Gene Ontology annotation, biological process: DNA-templated transcription. The coding region runs from base 1 to 333 and encodes 110 amino acids.
AUGCUCACUUCCCUCCUCCACAUAGUUUCCAUCCCAGAAAGCUUCGACUCAAGGUUCGUGGAGUCUCCAAGGACGCCUGUGGCCUCACAGGAUCCUCGGAUAACAACGCAGUACCUCACCAAGUAUGAGCGUGCCAGGGUACUGGGCACUCGGGCGCUGCAAAUCUCCUUGAACGCACCAGUCAUGGUGGAUGUCGGCACGGAAUCAGAUCCUUUGGAAAUUGCAUACAAGGAGCUGCGGGAAAAGAAGAUUCCCUUCACCAUCAGGCGUUACCUGCCCGACAACACCUACGAAGACUGGAGUCUGUCAGAGCUCCUCAUACAGGAGCAAUGA